Saccoglossus kowalevskii is the source of this 732-nucleotide messenger RNA. Its product is annotated as cartilage intermediate layer protein 1-like. NCBI's taxonomy places the organism in Eukaryota, Metazoa, Hemichordata, Enteropneusta, Harrimaniidae. The record is from RefSeq and is a predicted model, not a curated record.
AUGUGUAUUUUUAUUUUCUCCUCAUGCAAGCAGACCAAUUUACUCGGUACCAUUGUUACUGCUGAACCUGAGUGUACUGGACUCGGUCAAUGGACUCGGUGGUUCGAUUACGAUAACCCUGAUGGUUUGGGCGAUUACGAAAAAAAAUCCUCAUUUGUAAAACACCUAGGAAAUUAUAUGUGUUCUAAUCCUACUAUUAUACAAGCGCGAACCAAAGAUGGCAUUCCGGCAGAAGAUACUGGUGAAAUAUUCAUAUACUAUUCGCCUGAAGUAGGAUUUGUUUGCCGAAUAGAAGAUCAACCAGAUAACGAAUGUCUUGACUAUGAAGUCAGAUUCUGCUGCCCAGAUGAAUUUGACAUCAUGAAUUUCGCUGGAGUACUUGUUAUCUACGUAGCCAUCAUCUGUCAAACCCAUUUACUGGGUACUUCUGCUCAAGAUGUAUGUCCGGGUUGGUGGACUCGGUGGUUUGAUUACGAUGACCCAAGUGGUAAGGGCGAUUAUGAAAAAGCAUCAAUUUUUAUAGCUCGUCUUGGAAACAAUAUGUGUUCUGCUCCUACUAUUGUACAAGCGCGGACUGUAGAUGAUGGUGUUCCAGCAGAAGAUACUGGUGAACUAUUUUCAGAAUAUUCGCCUUCUGUUGGAUUCGUUUGUUUACAGGCAGAUCAACCAAAUAAACAAUGCCGUGACUAUGAAGUCAGAUUCUGCUGCCCAGCUAAGGGCUCUAAAGGUUAG